Sclerotinia sclerotiorum 1980 UF-70 is the source of this 909-nucleotide messenger RNA. RefSeq lists its product as hypothetical. The transcript has 5 exons. Gene Ontology annotation, biological process: glycerol transmembrane transport; water transport. The record is from RefSeq and is a predicted model, not a curated record. Gene Ontology annotation, molecular function: glycerol channel activity; water channel activity. Gene Ontology annotation, cellular component: plasma membrane. Lineage: Eukaryota; Fungi; Ascomycota; Leotiomycetes; Helotiales; Sclerotiniaceae. Bases 1 to 909 code for a protein of 302 amino acids.
AUGAAUCUUGAAAAGCAAGUCUCACCGAUGCCUAUCGUAAGCCAUGAGGAGGAUAUUGAAGUCUCAGGCUCUAAACACUCUUCACCAAACCUCUCAUUGCAAGAAUCCACAUUGAAUGGACACAACAUCCAGAGCAUAGGUAGCGGUGGAUAUGCGGAACAUGGACCUGGAAUUGACCAUAAGAUCUCGCAAGUGCUUGAAAAACAAGCCAAGCCAGAUCUUAUGUGGAGUCGAAUUCGACAUGCUAUGCGAGAACCGUUUUCGGAAUUCUUCGGCGUAUUCAUUUUGAUCUUGUUCGGAGAUGGAGUUGUUGCGCAAGUAGUCCUUAGCUCAGGCGAGAAGGGCUCUUAUCAAUCAAUAUCUUGGGGAUGGGGUAUUGGAGUUAUGCUUGGAGUCUAUGCAUCAGGCGUCAGUGGUGCUCAUAUCAACCCUGCGGUAACUUUCGCGAAUUGUGUCUUUCGCAAAUUUCCCUGGCGCAAAUUCCCCAUUUACAUGCUGGCGCAAGUACUAGGUGCAAUGUGUGGCGCCGGUGUAGUCUACGCCAAUUAUAAAUCCGCCAUCGACGUGUUUGAAGGUGGCCAUAACAUUCGAACUGUGGGCCUAAAUACGUCAUCUGCAGGCAUAUUCUGUACUUAUCCCGCCCCAUUCAUGACAAAGACUGGACAGUUCUUUUCCGAGCUUAUUGCAAGUACCAUCCUUAUGUUUUGCAUUUAUUCUUUGCAAGAUAAUGGCAAUUUGGGAGCUGGAAAUCUUACUCCACUCGGACUUUUCUUCGUGAUCUUUGGUAUUGGAGCUUGCUUUGGGUAUGUCUUCCUUUUCACUGGUGAGAGCCCCAUCAAUACUCCUUGGAUGGGGCUAAAGCGUCUUAUGCCUGGACUUAAGAGUAAGCAAAUAGACUCAGUGGCAUAA